Messenger RNA from Vicia villosa (hairy vetch), 1358 nucleotides. Its product is annotated as F-box protein At2g26160-like. Lineage: Eukaryota; Viridiplantae; Streptophyta; Magnoliopsida; Fabales; Fabaceae. Bases 63 to 1187 code for a protein of 374 amino acids. The record is from RefSeq and is a predicted model, not a curated record. The transcript has a single exon.
GUAGGGUGUAUACAUAAGAAGACCAAGUCAAGAAACAAAGAAUAAGGGUUGAAGUGAAUGCGAUGAAUAUGAAUAAGAAAGAGGAGGAGUGUUCAAACUCAAAUUUUCCUAAAGAGGUGUGGGCAGUUAUAGGACAAAAACUGAACAAUACAAUCGAUUAUAUUGGAUUUCGUAGCACUUGCAGUUUGUGGCGUUCUCUUGUUCCUCUUCCACCUUCAUCUCACAACAGUUGCAUUCCACAUCACUUAUGUUCUCUACUACAAACUAAAAUAUAUCGUAUUCAACCAUCAACAAAUGAUCACAACCCUUCAAGUUCAGCUUCUUCUUGUGCUAAUAAAGGGUGGCUCAUUAAAGUUUUUCAGGAUCCAAAUUCCUCCAAACUUUACCUCUUAGAUCUCUUCACUAAUAAGAGACUAAGAAUUGAGGAUACUAUGGAAAACAAUUUGAAUUUGAUGAAGUUUCGAGUUGUGGAGUUGUUCGAAUUAUAUACUCUUUGUCGUAAAGUUGAAAAUGAUUUCAGCUUUGAGCCUAAUAGUUAUGUUUGUAAAGUGAUCUUGUUUCCUGUUGAGGAUCGUUGCAUGGUCUUCGAACUCUGCAGUAAUAAAAUGUUGACAGUUUCCAAUAUCGGUAAGAAAAAGACAGUCUUAAAGGAUGAUGGUGCACAAAACAAGUAUUUUGAUGAUAUAAUACUUUAUAAGGGACAGGUUUAUGUUGUAGAUAAAAUUGGAACAGUUUUUUGGAUCAAUGCUUUGUCCUUGAAGUUGUUUCAGUUUUCGCCGAAAAACAUGUGCUGUGGUGAAAGGAAGAUGCAUGUAUCUAUGGAUUGUGAUAUAUACAAGAAGCAGUUAGUAGAGUGUGAUGGAAGUCUCUAUGUGAUUGAUUUGUUUAUUGAUGAUAAAAAGUAUUACAAUGGUUACUUCUCCAAAGAUGUUUUUGUGGAAGUUUUUAAGCUUGAUCAAGAAUGGGGUAAAUGGUUAGAUGUGAAAGAUUUGGGUGAUGUUUCAUUUGUUUUAGGUAAAGACUCAAACUUUGCAUUGUUGGCUAAAGAUUAUUAUGGAUGUGAAGGAAACUGCAUUUACUUCUCUUCUCAAUUCAGGAGUUUUUGUUUUAGCUUGGAGAGUUUAGUGUCUAAGCCUCCUAAUAUUUUUUGGCCUUGUCCAACACUGUUUAAGCCUAAGAAUGAGUGAUUUGAAAGUAUUAUAAUGCACUAGAAUGUUACUUUGGUUUUGGUGUUUUUAUGUAUAGCCUAUUAAUUGUAAAUUGGGUGUGAAUUUGAAUUUUUGACAGAAAGUUCAAUCAUUUGUUAAACCAGAUUGGAAAAACUGACUUUUUAAUGAUGGUAUGAUCUUGUUAAUUGA